Molecule: messenger RNA, 762 nt
Organism: Prunus armeniaca (apricot)
Lineage: Eukaryota; Viridiplantae; Streptophyta; Magnoliopsida; Rosales; Rosaceae
Source: the annotation of a GenBank genome assembly
AUGAGGCUUCUCUUUGAGAAAGUCCGGCGCCUGGAGAGCGAGCAACAACGCAACCACCAACCCCUCUGGGCAAAGCCACGACCUGGGCCCUUUACUGAACGCAUCCUUAAUUACCACCAGGAAAAGGACAUCCAGCCAUUUCGCAUCGCCUUCUACACUGGCACGGAGGAUCCUCUCACCCACAUACAUUCUUUCCAGUCUGCCCUAGGGUGCAAGGGCCUCAUUGACGAAGGCAUGUGCCUCAUCUUCCCUUCUACUCUUAGUGGCGCGACCCUAAAUUGGUUUUACAGGCUGAACCCCCGCACCAUCAACACAUUUGACAGUCUGAAGCAGGCCUUCUUGGACUAUUUCAUGAUCCAGACUGAUCGCCUCUACUCCGCGGACGACCUAUACAUGCUUAGACAGGGUGAGGACGAGCCCCUUCGGAAGUAUGCAGCUAGGUUCAGCCAUGAAUACUCCCGUUGCCUAGAUACUGAUGAUCGUGCCGCCUUCGGUGCUUUCAAGAGUGGCCUUCGAGAGUCCAACUUCCGAUACCUGAUGCACAAUAACCCUUGGAACACAUAUGCUGAGCUAAUGAAGCAGGCAGCAAUUCACGCCAAGGCUGAGUACUUCAACUCCAAGCGCAGCCCAGCCACCCCGGCUCUUAAUCCUUUUGCUGAUCCUCCACCUGCUUCAGUACUCAUCCCAGCUCCACCUCAACAUUCUGCCCUUAUACCAAGCACCCAGGGUGCCCAGCACCCCAAGAGGAAGGAUAGCUACUAG